AUGACCGCGACAAGUCAAUCAACUCCCUUUGGCAAGUCGAUGCUGAAGCAUUGGAUGUUUGAUCCCGCCUACAAGAACCUUAACCAUGGUUCAUUUGGUGCCCAUCCGAUUCCCGUUAAAGAUGCACAGCGUGCCUUCAUGGAUAGCGCCGAUGCGCGGCCAGAUCCAUACAUCCGCCGAUAUCAUUCAGAAUAUCUAGACGAAGCUCGUCAGGCUGUCGCAAAGGUUCUCAAUGCUCAGCGAGAUGAGUGUGUGUUUGUCAAAAAUGCGACUACAGGCGUGGCGACAGUACUGUACAACUUGGCUUUCCAACCGGGUGAGGCACUCAUUUAUUUUGAGCCUGUCUACGGUGCUGUUGAGAAGGGCGUUGUCUCGCUACAAGAGCAUAACUCUUUCCAAUCCCGAAAAGUGUCAUUCCAGUUUCCCAUUACCGAAGACGAGCUAGAACGCCGUUUCCGCGAGGUGAUUCGUCAAACUCGUAAAGAGGGACUCAAGGUCCGAGCCAGCGUUUUCGAUGCCAUCGUCAGUAACCCAGGUGUGCGGUUCCCCUUUGAACGGAUUGCUGCAAUUUGUCGUGAAGAGGGUAUCUUGAGCGUCAUCGAUGCUGCGCAUGGCAUUGGAAAUAUCCACCUUGAUAUGGCGGAGCUACAGCCUGACUUCUUCGUAUCAAACUGUCACAAAUGGCUCUACACACCCCGCAGCUGUGCAAUCCUCUAUACACCCCGACGUAACCAGCAUCUACUCCGCACCACUAUGCCAACAUCUUGGGGAUUUAUCCCAGCACCGGAGUCUCCCGAAACCAUGGCCUCUGUGCUUGAAGACGCCAACGCCCCCGUCACAAAGACUGCCUUCGAGAGACUUUUUGAGUUCGUCGCCACCAGUGAUGACUCCGCGUACAUUUGCGUCCCAGCAGCGCUGAAAUUCCGCGCCGAAGUCUGCGGAGGCGAGGAUGCUAUUAUUGCCUACACCCACCGUAUUGCAAAUGAAGGCGCAGACGCUGUUGCCGCCGCUCUCGGUACUGAUGUCAUGCAAGAGCCUGAUCUGAAGCCUGGCCAGGAGAGCCGUAUGCGCCAGUGUGCUAUGACUACGGUCCGGCUGCCUAUUGCUGUUGCUCCUGCCGGAAAGGAAGCUGACUCUUUCGAUUAUACCCCUUUGGCUGUGUUGUCCGAGGAAGAAGCCCCCAAUGCAUUUUCUUGGAUUCAGACACAGCUGCUGGACAAGCAUAACACUUUCCUGCCAGUUUUCCGCCAUGGACCUUGGCUAUGGAUUCGCCUGAGUGGUCAGACUUACUUGGAGAUAAGUGAUUUUGAAUCUAUUGGGGUUGUCUUGCGCGAUCUUUGUGAACAGGUUGCGAAGGAGUUCAAGGCUUGA
Penicillium robsamsonii is the source of this 1371-nucleotide messenger RNA. RefSeq names its product putative aminotransferase family protein (LolT). Bases 1 to 1371 code for a protein of 456 amino acids. The transcript has 2 exons. NCBI's taxonomy places the organism in Eukaryota, Fungi, Ascomycota, Eurotiomycetes, Eurotiales, Aspergillaceae. The record is from RefSeq and is a predicted model, not a curated record.